Molecule: messenger RNA, 3190 nt
Organism: Grus americana (Whooping crane)
Lineage: Eukaryota; Metazoa; Chordata; Aves; Gruiformes; Gruidae
Gene: NPTXR
Product: neuronal pentraxin receptor
Exons: 5
Coding region: 264-1727 (487 amino acids)
Source: RefSeq, a predicted model, not a curated record
CGGUGGCGGGGGCGGCGGCGGGGGCGGUACGGUGCGUGCGGCGCCGCCCGGCAGAUAUAAGCGCGGCGCGGCGCGCUGGGGCCCCGGCGCCGGUGCUGUUGCCGGUACCGUCCUUCCCCUCCGGCUCCCUUCGGGCCGUCCGUCCCUCCCUCCCUCCCUCCGUUCAUCCAUCCCUUCCCGCUUUGUUUUCUCGCCGUCCGCGGGCUCGGGCCCCCCACGCCGCUGCCACCCUGAAGUUUCUGGCGGUGUUGCUGGCGGCGGGCAUGCUGGCUUUCCUGGGGGCCAUCAUCUGCAUCAUCGCCAGUGUCCACCCGGCCGGCACCGCCGGUCCCGCCGCUCCCCCCGCCGCCGACAAUGACUCGGCCGCCGCCGCCCUCCUGCCCGCCGCCGACAAGGGGCUGGGAGCGCUGCACGGCCCCGCCGAGGCUCUGGCCAGCGCCGGGCCGCGCCUGCCGGGGGGACCGCCGCCUCCGCUCUUCAGCCGCUUCGUCUGCACGCCGCUGAGCGCCGAGUGCCCGGCCACCGGCCCCGGUACCGGCCCCGCCGCCGGCCCCGGCCCCGAAGAGCUGCUGGCGCUGCGGAGCGCGGCGGCCCAGCUGCGCCGCACGGCGCUGGAGCAGAAGGAGCGGAUCCGCAUGGACCAGGAGACCAUCCGGGAGCUCACCGGCAAGCUCAGCCGCUGCGAGGGCGGCCUGCGAACCCCUCCCGCCGCCGCCCCCCCCGCCGCCGCCGCCGCCGGGCUCCGCGCCGCCCCGCGCCCCGGCACUAUGGGCCACCCCCCCGCAGAGCCGCCCGCCGUGCGGGAGCUGGAGGAGGCCGUCCGCGCCCUCCAGGACCGCAUCGACCGGAUAGAGCAGGAGCUGCCAGCCCGCACCAACGGCUCGGGGCCCACCGCCCCGGCGCUUGCCCGUGAUGCCCUCCACACCAAGAUGGAGCAGCUGGAGGAGCAGCUCCUCUCCAAGAUCCUGACCCUGCAGAAGGAACGCCAGGCCGCCAGCACCGACCGCAGCCAGCAGCAGCACGACAUCGAGAAGGAGCUGAACUCCCUCCAGAACCGGGUGACGGAGCUGGAGCAUGGACCUCCAGGCUACAGCCCUCCUGACGCCUUCAAGGUGACCAUCCCAGUGCAGAACAACUACAUGUAUGCCCGCAUGAAGAAAAGCCUGCCGGAGCUCUAUGCCUUCACCAUCUGCAUGUGGCUGAAGUCCAAGGCCCUGGCAGGGCUCGGCACCCCUUUCUCCUACUCCGUUCCAAGCCAAGCCAAUGAGAUUGUGUUGCUGGAGUGGGGCACCAACCCCCUGGAGCUGCUCAUCAAUGAUAAGGUUGCCCAGCUGCCACUGAGCCUGAAGGACAAGGCCUGGCACCACGUCUGCGUGGCGUGGACCACCCGGGACGGAAAGUGGUCGGCGUACCAGGACGGCGAGCAGCGGGGUGCCGGUGAGAACCUGGCCUCCUGGCAUGCCAUCAAGCCCCAGGGCGUCAUCAUCCUGGGUCAGGAGCAGGACACACUGGGCGGCCGCUUUGACGCCACGCAGGCCUUCGUGGGAGAGCUGGCACAGUUCGGCGUGUGGGACCACAUGCUGGCGCCGGCGGAGAUCCUGGGCUUGGCCAACUGCACCUCCCACCUCCAAGGCAACGUGAUCCAGUGGGAUGACCAGGCAGUGGAGGUCUUCGGGGGUGCCAGCAAGGGGGGCUUUGCUGCCUGUGAGGAAGGGAGGAAGGCGUGAGUGGCCCCUCACCCCCUCCCCAGCACCAAGGAGCCCGACGGCAGCCCCAGAGGAGACAGCGGGGAGCCCCUUUCUCCCUUCCCAGACCGCCGAGCCUUGCCGCCGCACUGGGGCAAUGCUCAAGCCCCCCCACACCAGUGUCCUGGGAGUGGGGGGGGGCCCCGGCAGCCUCCCUCUUGCCCUCAUGCCGGUGGCGUGGCUUUGUCCCCGCUUCCGGCAUGUCUGCUCCUGGGUGUUGCCUUGCCCUGCUUGUGUUUCUGGAGGACCUUGCUGUACCUGCAGGCAUCUCCGGUACAGUGAGGGUCCCUGCCCUGUUGGCCCCAAUGGGGAGUGGGAAGGAGACCUCCAUCCGCCCCAAGCAUGGUCCAGGCUUGGUGGGAUGCCAGCGUGCAGGCAUCCCCCGAGCACAUCCCCUUUCCUUAUUUAUUUCUAGUGCCCCACUACCUGGUUUUGUGAGCCCGUACUCCAAAUGGUUGUGAGCAUCUCCCCCACUGGCCCCAUCCCCUCUUAUCCUGCUGCCCGAGGGAGGCUGAGGAAGGAUGGUGGAGGGUCCGUGGGGCAGUGCUCCUCUCCUGCACCCCUUCCCCUGCCUCUGCUGCCUGUUCGGGCAGAGCUGCCCGAGGGGAGUCAGAGGGAAGCAGAGUGGGACCCCCCCCAGCCACAGUCGGCCAGCCACUGAGGGAACGGAAGGAAAGGAGCAAAGCAUCUCCCCCAGCCCUGGCCGCGAGGGAGGGAAUGCAGCACGCAAGAAGAUAACGGAGAUGGAGGAUGGUGCUGGCUGGAGGAGCCCUGCGGUCUGUCCUCUGGCCUUUUGGGCGCUGGAUUGAGUUGCUGCCCUCACCUCCACCUGGUCCCCUGCUUUGAGCUGCUCCUGGCCAGGGAUGGGGCCACCAAUGGCCAUGGAACUGGUGUGGGGGCAAUGGGGUGGGCUGGUAUUUUCCCCGUGGAGUGCCUGAGAAUACGCUGUUUCCACCCCGCGUGGUCACCGAUGUCUCAAUACACGAGUGUGUGCGUGUGCGUGCGUGUGUGUGUCGGGGGGGGGGCGGUGGGAGGGUUAUUUUGGGGGUCUCAUGGUUGCUCAUUGCAGUGUCCAGCUUCCAGUGCUCCUCCAUACCCCAAGUCUCACUUUGCACUUUCAUCGAUGGCUGCCCCCCAGCCCGGGGGAGGCAAAGCAGGCAGAGGGGACAGCCCCACUGCCCUGUGUGUCCCCCGCAGGGUCCCUGCCAACGCUGGGGCAGCUCAGCCGGCCAUGGGGGACGUGGCGGGGAUGGGGCACAGCCCUUGUGCCAAGUGGGAAACACUGUGACCGUCGUGCACCCCUCUGAGCUGCCCCCUCUCCCUCGCUCGCUCACGCGCUUUCUCUAAUGCACGUUCGUGAAAGGGGCCCCUGAUGCGCGCCCAUGUUGGGACGUUUCUUUUGUAAAGCUGAUUGAUUGUGAAUAAACGUGAUGUUUUCUGUUCAA